AUGCACGUCCUGCUGUUGAUCCUCCUGGCAGCCUUCGAGCUCGCAGCAGCAGCUCCUGGUCUUGACCCUCUGCAGUAUGUUGACCAGCUCAUUGGGUCAAGCGCUGGAGGCAAUGUCUUUCCCGGCGCAUCUUUGCCAUACGGCAUGGCCAAGGCAGUCGCCGACACAGACAGCCAGUCGAAUCAAGGAGGCUUCACCACCGAUGGCGCCAAUAUCACUGGCUUCUCGGGAAUGCACGAUUCUGGCACCGGAGGCGCCCCGUCCCUGGGACUAUUUCCGCUGUUUGCAUACUCCAGCUGCAAGGACGACACCGUGGAUGGCUGCAACUUCCCAAAGCGAACGCGAACCACUCCAUACAAGAAGGAGUCUCUGCGCGCCAGCCCGGGAUACUUUGAGCUCGAAUUGGUGAGCGGCGUCAAGGCUCAGAUGACGACCGCAUUUCACACGGCUCUGUUCAAGUUCUCCUUUCCCAGCGACGGCAGUGGCAGUCCUGUGGUAUUCAUUGAUCUCACCGAUCUAUCAAAUUCGCGCCAGGAUAAUGCAAGUAUCUCGGUGGAAGACAAUGGACGAGUAACUGGCAAUGCUCGCUUCACGCCAUCUUUCGGCCAAGAUAAGUAUGUGGCAUAUUUCUGUGCCGACUUCCAAGGAUCGAUUCGAGAUAGCGGCAUAUACGCCGACAGUCGUGGCAGCACAUCGGUCAAGGACUUGAAGAUCUCCAGAAGUAUCAACGGCUAUCCUCUACCAGGCGGAGCAUUCCUUCGCUUCAAGGACAAGAGUCCAGUGACUGUAAGGAUGGCCUACAGCUUCGUCAGUAGCGAACAAGCUUGCAAACUUGCCGAGACUGAGAUUGCAAACUUCGACUUCGCCGGCACACAGGAGAAAGCAACCGCAGCUUGGAAGGAGAAGAUGAGCGCAAUCCAGGUCGAGACAGGGGGUGUGAAUUCGUCUGCCUUGACGAACUUCUACUCAGGCGUCUAUCGAACAUUUCUCAAUCCACAGAACUACACCGGAGUCCAAUCUGUCGUCAGUCCGAGCACAUUAUACUUUGACAGCUUCUAUUGUAUUUGGGAUCACUUUCGAUCUCAAUUCCCUUUCCUCUUGGUUAUCGACCCUACAGCGAUGGAGCAAAUGAUUCAAGGACUCCUGACACUAUACGAUGUCCAAGGCUGGCUGCCGGACUGCCACAUGUCUCUCAGCAAGGGCUACACACAGGGUGGGAGUAAUGCAGAUGUUGUGAUAGCGGAUGCCUACGUGAAGCUCAAAUCAAAAACCAUUGAUUGGAAGAAGGCAUACGAAGCCGUGGUGAAAGACGCAGAAGAGGAACCGUAUGAUUGGUGCUGUCAAGGUCGAGGAGGUCUCGACAGCUGGAAGGCUCUCAACUACAUUCCUGUCUCGGACUUUGACUACAAGGGCUUCGGCAUAGUGACCCGAUCGAUCUCACGAACACUGGAAUAUAGCUACAACGACUACUGCAUCUCGCAGAUUGCAGCCGGUGAGGGCAAGCAGGCUGACGCUGAGAAGUAUCAGAAAGUUUCAGGAAACUGGAUCAAUCUCUUCAAGGCAGACCAGACUUCGAAUCGCUUCAACUCAUCCACAAGCACUGGCUUUACAGGCUUCUUCCAACCACGACAUCUGAACCAGACUUGGGGUUUCCAAGACCCUCUGUAUUGCUCAAAUGUUGACACCAGCCCAACGAGGAGUUGCUCGCUCCAAAAUAACGCCGGCGAGACGUACGAAAGCUCAAUCUGGGAGUACUCCUUUUACGUACCGCACGAUAUGGCCAAGCUCAUUACUGCACUGGGCGGGCCGCAGACGUUUGUAAAGCGUCUCGAGUACCUUCACGAUCAGAACAUCACUUAUAUCGGCAACGAACCUUCAUUCCUUACAGUCUACCAAUAUCAUUACGCCGGACGUCCGGCUCUGAGCGCAAAGCGAGCGCAUUACUACGUCCCAGCCUUCUUCUCGCCAACCCACGACGGCCUCCCCGGUAACGACGACUCAGGCACCAUGGGCGCAUUCCUUGCCUUCACGAUGAUGGGCCUCUUCCCCAACCCCGGCCAAAACAUGUACUUCAUCAUCCCUCCCUUCUUCGAAAGCGUCAAAAUCACAAACCCCGUCACGAAAAAAACUGCCACGAUCAGGAAUCUCAAUUUCGAUGCGAGCUACAAUGCGAUUUAUAUCCAGAGUGCGACUUUGGAUGGAAAGCCUUAUACGAAGAAUUGGAUCGAUCAUUCGUUUUUUACGGAGGGGAAGGAGUUGGUGCUUACGCUUGGGAGGAAUGAGAGUGAUUGGGGGACUAAAAUUGCGGAUUUGCCGCCUAGUUUGAGUGAGUAUAAGUUUUAG
This is a messenger RNA of Pseudocercospora fijiensis CIRAD86, 2343 nucleotides long. Its product is annotated as glycoside hydrolase family 92 protein. Gene Ontology annotation, cellular component: nucleus; cytosol. Gene Ontology annotation, molecular function: peptide-N4-(N-acetyl-beta-glucosaminyl)asparagine amidase activity; carbohydrate binding. The coding region runs from base 1 to 2343 and encodes 780 amino acids. Gene Ontology annotation, biological process: protein quality control for misfolded or incompletely synthesized proteins; carbohydrate metabolic process; glycoprotein catabolic process. Lineage: Eukaryota; Fungi; Ascomycota; Dothideomycetes; Mycosphaerellales; Mycosphaerellaceae. The transcript has 6 exons. The record is from RefSeq and is a predicted model, not a curated record.